Messenger RNA from Penicillium soppii, 213 nucleotides. RefSeq lists its product as uncharacterized. The record is from RefSeq and is a predicted model, not a curated record. The transcript is spliced from 3 exons. Lineage: Eukaryota; Fungi; Ascomycota; Eurotiomycetes; Eurotiales; Aspergillaceae. Bases 1 to 213 code for a protein of 70 amino acids.
AUGCUAACGGCAUAUUGCCCGAGUGCUGAAAUUAUUUCGUUCGCUUUCCGCGAUGGAGCUUUUGUUAAUAUUGAGCUCACACCAGAGCUCAUUUGGCGGUUGCGAUUCGUCCCUUCCCCCUCCGGUGGAAGCCUGAAGUUCUGGACACGCCCAUCCUCCGGCGGCUUGAGCGCACUUCAAACGGCUUUGAACUUUAUGGGUCUUUGUCGAUGA